GCCGCGAGGGCCUGUUACUGCCCCAGAAUGUGCAGAGUUACUGGCGGAUGUGUGUGUGUUUAGAUGGGGCCUAUAAGAACCUGAGCCCUAGGAGUGUAGCGUUUUGCGGGAUGGUCUACAGAUUCGGUGAAAUCAUAGAGAAUGCGCGCGUCCUCUUGCAACCCUAUGGACGAUUACUGUUUCAUCAGAGCUGUGGGGAAAGGGAGCUACGGAGAAGUGUGCCUGGCCAGGCACCGAAAAGAAGGCAAGCAGUAUGUCAUAAAGAAGUUGAAUCUUCAGAAUGCCCCUCGUCGUGAGAGGAAAGCGGCAGAACAAGAGGCCCAGCUGCUGUCACGCUUGAAACACCCAAACAUUGUAGCAUACAAAGAGUCAUGGGAGGGAGAGGACGGACUUCUAUACAUUGUAAUGGGUUACUGCGAAGGGGGAGAUUUAUACCAUAAGCUGAAGGAGCAAAAAGGCAAACUUUUAGCGGAAAGCCAAGUGGUAGACUGGUUUGUACAAAUAGCUAUGGCAUUGCAGUAUUUACACGAGGAGCACAUCAUGCACCGUGACUUGAAAACUCAGAACAUCUUCUUGACUCGAUCAAACAUCAUCAAAGUUGGAGACCUGGGGAUUGCCAGAAUAUUGGAAAGUCAAUAUGAUAUGGCCAGCACCCUGAUUGGUACACCUUACUACAUGAGUCCUGAGUUGUUCUCCAACAAACCAUACAAUUAUAAGUCUGAUGUGUGGGCAUUGGGAUGUUGCGUAUAUGAAAUGGCCACACUUAAACAUGCCUUCAAUGCUAAGGAUAUGAAUUCUUUAGUUUACCGGAUCAUCGAAGGAAAGUUACCUCCAAUGCCAAAGGAAUAUAGUUCAGAGCUGGGAGAGCUAAUAGGAACCAUGCUGAGCCGACAACCUGAGAAACGGCCAAGUGUGAAACAAAUAUUGAGGAAGCCGUUCAUCAAGCAGCACAUAUCGCUCUUUCUACAGGCAACAAAACUCAAAGCUGCCAAACAUCGGAAAAAAACCUCUGAAUCAAAUGUAAAUGUCCCUACUGGAGAUCAUGAACAUCAUGAAAAUGAUAAGCAGCCAAAGGAACCCACUGACCAUGUGAAAAAACAAAAAGUGAAUAAAGUUAGAAGUCCGAGCAAAAACAAACAUGUGACUGCCUCAUCAGUGAUACCCGAACUUAAUACUCCUCAACCCAUUAAGAAUUCUAUGGACAACUCAGAUGUUCAUAUUGCAACAAUUAGCAAAGUGGAUAUUGAUCUCUUACCUACUGAAAAGAAAAUCUCUCAUGACGAUCAUUUGAUACCUUCCAGGGAGCCACAGAACGGCUGUGUAGCAAAUGACACAGACUCUAAAAUAGCACAGAAUCAUUUUCAGAAGCAGGAUGCACAAGUAAAACCAAAUUCAAGUCUGGUCUCCAAAAGGAGGGCUUUUAAAAGUAUUUCUCUUGACAGCAUGGAGGAAGGUGAUGACACCAUGAAACUUUUACAGCCAGUUUGGAAGGAUGGAAAAAACAUAUUCCCUGAAAACUUGGAUUCUACAGAUAAACUCCUAGAACCAUUUGUUCCCAUUUCCAUGUCUGAUGGACCUUUGCACACAACCUCUGAAAAGGCACAAGUAGACAUCUGUUCAACAUUCCAGCCUCACAAUUCAGAAUCUGGACCCUCUUUGUCAAGACAACAAAGAAACAAGAAAAGAGAACAGAAAAAUCAAAAUUCAGAUAAGUUUGAUGUGGGGAAUCAGAGGCCCUUACCCUCUCCUCCUGCCGGUAUUCACAGAACCGUGAGAAAUUCCAUCAGCAACCCUGAGAGAUGCAGUUCUGAACCUUCAGACUCUGUAAAUAACUCCAAACAUAGUAUUGUAUUGUCUCAGGAUUAUCGACCUCUCUCAGCAAGAGAAAGGAGAAGGCUUAAGCAAUCACAAGAAGAAAUAUUUGCAUCAGCACCAGCAUUCAGAAGACCUUCUGUGAACAGUGUUGGGGACACGUUGUCAUGUUCUGAAAAUGAGCAAUUGCCAGACCUAGUUUUACAUGAGAAAAAGGAUUCCAAAGCUCGUCAUCUGUCAGAGAAUGAACUAAACUCUUCAAACAGCUCUACAGACAAGUCAGAAGGAGAUGUCAAAGAAGGCAAAUGUGACACAGCUGAUAUGCAUGAUUUGGUUCAACUGAUGACACAAACGUUACACAUGGAAAAGGACAGGAGUGAAAUGCCAUUAGCACCUAGUUGUGGUUCAGAAUUCAAGCUUCAUCGAAAAUAUAGAGAUACAUUAAUCUUACAUGGAAAAGCAGAAGAGGAACCACAAGAGUUUUGCUUUGGCGAUUUACCUUCAGCUAAUGCGACAGCCCCUGAAAAUUUCAAACGUAUGAUCGAAGCCUUGAGGGCUGAUGUCGUGCAAGGACUUGGAGUUAAACUUCUUGAGAAAGUGUAUGAUCUCAUGGAAGAGGACAAUGAGACAGAAAGAGAGCUGCAGUUGAGAAAGCACCUUGGAGAGAAAUAUGCAAAUUAUAGUCCGAAAGUUCGAUAUCUCAAGUUAAUUGAAGAAAAUUCAAAGUUCUAAAUGGGUUGUUAAUUUUGUCAGUUAAACAACUGUUGUAAUUUUGUAGAGUACAAGUCAAUAAUAUUGAGUAUAUUUUUUAUACUGUUCCUUCAAUAUCUGUAGCAAUUUAUCUAAAAAUGCAUUUUCAUCUAUUCAGUGUAAGUAGCAUAUUUAAUGCUGUGUGUUCAUGUUUGAAUUUGAUUUUAUUAUUAUUUUUUAAGAGAUAUUUCCAUACUAUUUGUAUUUGUCUUUUUGCUCACAACAAUGUUGGUUGGUGAUUUAAUUAAUUCCAUUUAAUAUGUAAUUUGCAGGACAAAGACAAACAAUUACAUUUUAAAUUUGUAUUUACAUUUUCUAUUGCAAUCAGUGUAUUUAACUUCUUAAAAACAAUGCUAACUGCCAACAUAUAAAAUGUGUCUUUUCUAAUACUUAGAUGAAUGCAGCCCUUUAAAUAAAACCCUUUUUUUCUACAAAA
This is a messenger RNA of Bombina bombina (fire-bellied toad), 2998 nucleotides long. RefSeq names its product NIMA related kinase 4 (gene NEK4). The record is from RefSeq and is a predicted model, not a curated record. NCBI's taxonomy places the organism in Eukaryota, Metazoa, Chordata, Amphibia, Anura, Bombinatoridae. Gene Ontology annotation, molecular function: protein kinase activity; ATP binding. The coding region runs from base 142 to 2544 and encodes 800 amino acids. Gene Ontology annotation, biological process: protein phosphorylation. The transcript has 16 exons.